Messenger RNA from Eucalyptus grandis, 790 nucleotides. RefSeq names its product wall-associated receptor kinase-like 8. Lineage: Eukaryota; Viridiplantae; Streptophyta; Magnoliopsida; Myrtales; Myrtaceae. The record is from RefSeq and is a predicted model, not a curated record. The coding region runs from base 161 to 790 and encodes 209 amino acids. Gene Ontology annotation, molecular function: polysaccharide binding. The transcript has a single exon.
UGCAAUUUUUUUUCCCUAAGGGAAACAUCUCAGAGAUAUUAAGAAGUAACAGAUGGAAUAAAGUUAUGCGUACGGUACAUGAGAAUUUUCCCUUUUUCCACUUCAACAAGAAUAUAAAGGGACUCCGCCCAUACCUGCUUUCUCCAGUAAUUUUUGGUCCAUGCACUUACGAAACUUGAAUAUCAUGUCGACCUCAGUGUUUCAAAUUCUUCUGCUUCUGGUUUUCCUCAAGUUGCAAGCAUCAGGUGCUGCACCUGGACUUGCGAAGCCUAACUGUCUUGAAACAUGCGGGAACGUCCCCAUUCCCUUCCCCUUCGGAAUAGGAGCCGGGUGUUUCUUCGAGGAAUGGUACCAGAUCGUCUGCCAACAAAACAACAUGGUUCCCAUUCUGAAGAAGAUUGGAUUGCGAGUUCUCAACAUUUCACUCCCUGAUUUCGACGUGGAUGGCAUGAUUAACGUUAGUCUUCCUGUAAUUUACUCAAAUGCAAGCUGCGGGGGUGACGGACGUGCUGCGGGGGUGAGCUUGGUAGGAAGUCAAUUUGUCUUCUCCCAGACAAGGAAUAUCUUUACAUUGGUCGGUUGCAACACCCUGGCCACAGUGAAUAUCACACAAUCAGCUUUUGUCGGUUGCAGGUCGAGAUGUGCUGGAACCAACACCAGCUUUAGCUGGAAUAGUGCUUGUUCCGGGAGGGAUGGCUGCUGCCAGACUAUGCUCCCCCUUAACCUUCAAGGCUUUAGUGUGGAUUUCAAAGAAAAAGGUGGACAUCAGGGUGCAAGUAUGCUUUCUUGA